Messenger RNA from Phycomyces blakesleeanus NRRL 1555(-), 927 nucleotides. RefSeq lists its product as hypothetical. The transcript is spliced from 8 exons. Gene Ontology annotation, biological process: hydrogen peroxide catabolic process; cell redox homeostasis; response to oxidative stress. NCBI's taxonomy places the organism in Eukaryota, Fungi, Mucoromycota, Mucoromycetes, Mucorales, Phycomycetaceae. Gene Ontology annotation, molecular function: thioredoxin peroxidase activity. Bases 31 to 759 code for a protein of 242 amino acids. The record is from RefSeq and is a predicted model, not a curated record. Gene Ontology annotation, cellular component: cytosol.
AGUUUUCUUGUAUACUUAUUGUUUUAUAAUAUGUCUACCUUUUCUCGUGUUUCUCGUAUCCUUCCUCGCGCCUCUUUGGCUCUUGCCUCGCGUCCAGUUAGCCGUCCUGUUCUCGGUGCCGUCCGUCCUGCAUUCAACACUCUGCGUAACUUUUCCUCUACCAGCCCAAAGUCUAUCGCUACUGUCCAGCACGCUGCUCCUCAGUGGAUUGGUGAUGCCGUUGUUGACGGUGAAUUCAAGCAAUUGUCUUUGGCUGACUACAAGGGCAAGUUUGCAGUAUUGGUCUUUUAUCCUGCUGACUUUACCUUUGUUUGCCCCACCGAAUUGCUUGCAUACAGCGAUCGUAUUGAAGAGUUCCGUGCAUUGGGUGCCGAGGUUAUUGGUAUCAGUGUAGACAAUGUCCAUUCUCACUUGGCUUGGACUAAUGUACCCAGAAAGCAGGGUGGUCUUGGUGCUAUCCAGAUUCCUCUUGUUUCUGAUAUCAAGAAAGAUAUUUCGGCCGAUUACAAUGUAUUGAUCCCUGAGGCUGGAAUUGCUCUCCGUGGUCUGUUUGUCAUUGAUCCAAAGGGUACACUUCGCGUGGCUCACGUUCAUGAUCUUCCCAUUGGUCGUUCCGUCGAUGAGACUCUUAGAAUCAUCGAGGCUAUCAAAUUCACUGAUGAGCAUGGAGAGGUUUGCCCUGCCAACUGGAAGAAGGGUGACAAGACUAUCAAGCCUAACCCCAAGGGAUCUCAGGAGUACUUUGAAUCUGUAAACUAAAAAGAAAAAAAAAACACACACAAUCCUUGAGGGGGUUAUUAUUAUAUUAUAUACAAAUCAAUUUGUCUUUGUGUGUGUGUGUGUGUAAAUAGGAAGAGAAAAAAAAGUAUUAGUGACUAAUGGUAUAGCUUGAUGCUUCUUAGCCAAUUUAAUAUGAAUUACAUAUAC